Molecule: messenger RNA, 2910 nt
Organism: Dicrocoelium dendriticum
Lineage: Eukaryota; Metazoa; Platyhelminthes; Trematoda; Plagiorchiida; Dicrocoeliidae
Source: the annotation of a GenBank genome assembly
CACUACCUAAUUUAGCAAUCAUAGGUUUCCGAUGACUACCGCACUAACUCUUGGACUUCAGUUACAGCUGACCUAGACGGCUUGGCUGCCGUUGCUCAUGCCGCUUGCGCCGUUGGUGCAGCCUUUUUGCGAAGACGACCGUGGUGAUGGGAAAUCUUCUUUUUCGGUCGAUGACACGGAAUACUCUGGAAAUUUGAAGAAUGAGGAGAAACUAACGGAAAUUUGUGUUGAAGACCUAGCACAGAAACGGGACCGUGUCGAUCCGAAUGAUUUCGAGUUACUCAGAGUGCUUGGUCAGGGGUCAUUUGGAAAGGUUUUUCUUGUUCGAAAAACAAGUGGAGCUGACAAAGGAGUGCUCUAUGCCAUGAAAGUUUUGAAGAAAGCUGUUCUUAAGAUGAGGGACAGAGUUCGAACCAAAAUGGAACGAGAUAUUCUAACCCAAAUAAAGCAUCCAUUCGUUGUCAACCUGCAGUACGCAUUCCAAACUGAAGGAAAAGUCUAUCUUAUCCUUGACUUUGUACGUGGUGGGGAUCUGUUUACUCGUUUAGCCAAAGAGUACAUGUUUACAGAAGAAGAUGUGAAGUUCUAUCUUGCUGAGCUUGCUCUUGCUCUUGAGCACUUGCAUCAGCACGGUAUUGUUUAUCGCGAUUUAAAACCUGAAAACAUUCUGUUAAACGAAGACGGCCACAUACGCCUGACCGAUUUUGGACUUUCAAAAGAGUCUGUAUUUGACCAUGUUGGAGAGAAGACCUUCUCAUUUUGUGGUACGGUCGAGUAUAUGGCACCUGAGGUGAUCAGCCGACAUGGGCACGGAACCGCAGCUGAUUGGUGGAGUUUCGGCGUGUUGAUGUACGAAAUGCUUACCGGGACACUUCCAUUUCAAGCCGAGCAUCGGAAUGACACCAUGCAGCUCAUUUUGAAAGCGAAACUCGCUAUGCCUCCUUACUUCAGUCCGGAUGCACAGAGCUUGCUUCGUGCUCUCUUCAAGCGGACUCCUCGCAAUCGUCUGGGCUACGGCCCUAAUGGAUUCCGAGAGCUGAUGCAGCACCCAUUCUUCGCCUCGAUCAACUGGAACGAUCUGUUGCAUUGUCGCGUACAGCCCCCUUUCAUUCCUCCGUGCUCUCGAUUAGACGAAGCGUCCAAUUUCGAUUCCCAGUUCACCUCGAUUCCUCCCUUUGACUCCCCAGGUCUUCCUCCCAGUGCGUCUGCGCACGCUCUGUUCCGAGGCUUCAGCUACAUCGCCCCUGGAUUUGUAUCCAAUUCUAGUCAGCCUUCGAUUAACGGUCAACUGACGAAUACCCGGACUCCGGAACCAGUACCACCGUGUGGCGAGUGCGCCAACGAGAGCACCGAUGAGAAUGCGCCCGAGCUAGAACACGGUCGCGCAUUUCCUGCACCGGUACCGGACGAUUUGCCUCCUCUCACCCCGACUGCCGCGAAGUACGUGUACCGACUAACGGGCCUGCCUGGCGUGAAAAUCACUGACUUCUUCGUCGAUUACAAGGUUACCACAGAGGUUGGUCGCGGUUCAUUCGCGGUGGUGUAUCAGUGCGUCCACCGAUGUACCAACGCCGUCUACUCCGUAAAGGUGAUUGACAAGAGCAAGCGGGACGUGCGGGAGGAGGUGGAAAUCCUGUUGCGGUUGCAUAACCAUCCGAACAUUGUGUCUCUGCGCGAUGUCUAUGAGAAUGGGACCCUGGUCUAUUUAGUUAUGGAGUAUCUGGAAGGCGGAGAGUUAUUAGACAGGAUUUAUCGUCUGAAACACUUUUCCGAACGUGAGGCUAGCGCCAUUAUCGAAGUGCUGGCGAGCACUUUGCACUAUCUGCAUCAGAGCAUGAUUGUCCACCGGGAUUUGAAGCCGUCCAACAUCAUGUAUGCACAUCGUGGCGGUCUGCCCUCGUCGCUUCGCAUUUGUGAUUUCGGUUUUGCCAAGCAACUGAAGGCGGAGAACGGAUUGCUCAUGACUCCCUGCUAUACGGCCAAUUUCGUCGCUCCAGAGGUUCUCAAAAUGCAAGGCUACCAUGCGGCAUGCGAUGUGUGGAGCUUGGGUGUUCUGAUGUACAGUCUGUUGUCCGGACAGACGCCGUUCGCCGCGAAACCGGACGACUCACCCACCGUUAUCUUGUCCCGCAUCGAAUCCGGUGAACUCAACUUGUCCGGUGGACCUUGGGAUACGACUUCGGAGUCUGCCAAGGAUUUAUUGAGGCUUAUGCUAAAUCCAGAACCUUCAAAACGCUGCUCUGCUGCGGAAGUGUUACAGCACCCGUGGGUAGCAGAUCGAUCGAAUUUGUCCCCGGAACUCCUCAUCAGCGUCAAUUUGCAGAGUCCGAAGUUGAUCAAGUUGCCAUACUGCACAGUUUAGUUUCGCGCAUGUCUGUUCACUUUUCUGUUGUUUGCUUGCCUCUUCAUUCGUCCUCUCUCUGUUCGUGUAUCUGCGCGUAGGACACUGUCGACGCUACAUUCCGCGCUUUGAGAACCACUCCGAUGCCUGUGUUGGAGCCUGUCGAGGCAUCCAGCUUGGCCAAACGACGCAGUCGUUCGAAAAAAUCAUCAAUCAGCCGGUGACUCUUGAGCCUUUUUGACUGUGAUUGUGUUCCUUUUUUCUCGAAAUCUGUAUAUGUUUGUUCAUUCUUUUUUCGCUUUUCUCUCACCAUUCUUUUUAUGCUUUUUACCUCAUCGCUUUCUUUUCUUGACUGUUGCACACGUUUUCUACAUGUCCACUUUCGUCUCCACUGUGUCUGUUGACUUUCGCCCUUUUAUCGUGAUGUUGAUGCGAUCCCACUAUUGACACAUUUUUAUCUCUGCAGCAGCGCCUUGAGAUCAUCUCCUUAUAUUUUACUUCAGAUGGUAUCAUUUUUAUUCAAUUUCAAUGUAUCUGACGACGCCGUGAUCUCAUUACACACUUUUCUU